CCAGCUGUCGAUCGGCUCACGCGCGGAACGCGACAGACUGCGAAGCCGCUCUCGGUUAUUAAUAAUUCACCAGCUCCUGUGCGUCUCCGUCCGCCAUCACCGUUGCACCGGGUAUCACGUUAUUUUGUUGUUGUUGUUGGGCUCUUUUUUUUGGCAACCGCACUCAUUCUUAUUGCGAUAUAUUUCACUGAAUUUGUUUGCGAGCGGAUCAGCGUCAGAGCGUCAGCGCCGUAACGCGCCGUUAAAAAAGUGCGACUGUGUUGCGCGUCGCGCGCGCCGUGAUUUCUGCUCAGCCGCCGCGCCCGAAAUUCACCGCUUCUCUCUCUCUCUUUCUCUCUCUCUCUCUGUGACUUUUCAUCAUCCGUGCGGCGAAUUCAAAAGGAAGAGGAGGGAACUGAGAGAAGUGUCCGGCGAAAAAAGGGAUGGAGAUCGAGCGCUGAUAACGGAUGAAGUCUGGCAGAGAGCGACAGAUUUUUUUUUUUGUAAUCGACUCAAAGCAGAAAGUUGUGGCUCGGUGUUCGCCCCACGGAACGGACACGGACUUACCUCGCCGCUUUGAGACAAAGUAACAUAAACGUCAGGGAACAGGAACGAGACCAAAAAAAAAAAAAAAACACUGGCUCGGAUAAAUUCCCAUAAAUCCCCAUUCUUCAACCGGAGAUCGCAUGAUCAAGUGAUACUUUAGUUUUAAAAUGUUCGGUGCCCCCCAGGCCGUCCCGCAAUAACGCUGCUUUCGCUUCCGGUAUCAUCCGAAGAAACCGAGCCGCUCGCGCUCCCUCUCCCACACUUUUUUUGGAAACUUUUUUUUGUCUGAAGGAGGAAAAUGGGUCUUUGAGACUGUUGGCACUAUUCCCCGCUCCACAAUGGCUACCGAAACAUUUCUGGUGAAUGAAGACCCGUCCAGAGGUCCUGGGAUGCCGGAAUGCUUUGUUGUGUCUGAUUCCUACCGGGAUGAGUUCCAUCCGUUUAUCGAGGCGCUGCUGCCGCAUGUGCGUGCCUUCUCCUACACCUGGUUCAACCUGCAGGCGCGCAAGCGCAAGUACUUCAAGAAGCACGAGAAGCGCAUGUCGAAGGAUGAGGAGAGGGCAGUGAAAGAUGAGCUGCUGGGCGAGAAACCUGAAAUCAAGCAGAAGUGGGCGUCACGUCUGCUGGCCAAGCUGCGCAAGGACAUCCGGCCCGAGUUCCGUGAGGACUUUGUGCUCACUGUAACGGGCAAGAAGCCUCCAUGCUGCGUGCUCUCCAACCCCGACCAGAAGGGCAAAAUCCGCCGCAUCGACUGCCUCCGUCAAGCCGAUAAGGUGUGGAGGCUGGACCUGGUGAUGGUCAUCCUGUUUAAGGGCAGCCCGCUGGAGAGCACGGACGGCGAGAGGCUCGUCAAAUCACCCCAGUGCACCAACCAUGGCCUGUGUGUCCAACCACAUCACAUCGGAGUCUCUGUUAAAGAGCUCGACCUCUACCUGGCCUACUUCGUCCACACACCAGAAUCUGGACAAUCAGAGAACUCCAACCAGCAAGGAGAAGCAGACGUCAAGCCGCCACCCAAUGGACACUUGAGUUUCCAGGACUGCUUUGUGACUUCAGGAGUGUGGAACGUGGCCGAGCUGGUCCGCGUGUCACAGACUCCAGUUGCCACGGCUACCGGUCCCAACUUCUCCCUGGCCGACCUGGACAGUCCUGGAUAUUACAACAUCAACCUGGGUCGCCGGUCCAUCACAUCCACCCCAUCGACCAGGACUGAAAUGGAGCUGUAUGGCAGUCUCCCUCGGAGCUCAAACAAGCGCAAGUCCAUUGAUGACAGUGAAAUGGAGAGCCCAGUGGAUGAUGUGUUCUACUCGGGCCGUUCCCCUGCACCCGGAGGCUCACAGCCCAGUGGUUGGCCUAACGAUGUGGAUGCAGUGCAGCACCAUUUGGCCAGUAUGCAGGAGAGGAAGAUUAAACAUGAGAGCGAUGGCGUGCAGUUUCCUUACCAUGGACUCUCGUCGCCUGGUUCUCUUAAGAAGCCGGGGAAAUUCGAUUUCAGCGCUCUGUCCGGCCAGACGAGGUCUGCCCGCAUGCCGUUCACCCACCACCCACUGCCCAUGCUGGCAGGAGUGAGACCAGGGAGCCCCCGUGCCUCAGCCUCAUCUCUGCACUUUCCCUCUCCCUCCAUCAUCCAGCAGUCGAGCCCUUACUUCACUCACCCCACCAUCCGCUACCACCACCACCCGGGGCAGGACCCACUCAAAGAGUUUGUGCAGUUUGUGUGUGCUGAUGGACCGGGCCAAGCUGGAGGUCAGCAUACUCCACGCCAGGCUCCACAACUCCCAACAGGUUUGUCAGCAUCGGAUCACGGGACAACAACUUUCUAAAUAUCCCCCAGCAGACACAAUCUUGGUUCCUCUGACAAAAUCUGCCUGCCAAUAAGAAAUUAAAAUCCCAUCUCUACAAUCUGGAAUCUUGAAUCAGGACACCAAAAAAUUGCACCUAAAAUUGCCCUCGUGCCCUAUUGGCCCAAUAGAACAACAAAGGAAACCAGCAAAUCUUCUUAUCAUUUGGAAUCUUCUGAUCCUGUCGACUCACGGCAAUGACCCCUCUCCCUUUUUUUAAACAAGAGGAUCAUGUGACAUUUUGAAGGAGGACAUGGAGUCUCACAAAAACCACAGAAAGACAACAACAAAAAAGCAGAAACACAAAAGAACAACCCGAAGAGGAAAAAAAAAAAAAAAAAAUCUGUUACUUAUAUUGUGCAAUGGCUGGGGACAUCAACAAUGGUGAGGUUUUAAUAAUAGUAAUAAUAAUAAUAAUAAUUAUAAUAAUUAUAAUAAUAAUAAUAAAGCAAGCAAACUUAAAAUAGUUAAAGAAACUAUUGGGACAUCAAAUAACCGAGAUCCUGACAUCUAGUAUGGAGUUGAAGCUAAAACCAGCUAAUCGUCCCUUCUGACACCAUUUGUAGUUCAGCGUAGAAAUUGGUCUCGAUGUGUCCAUUCCUUUGACAGCCAUCUUAACAAGAAAUUACUAAUCAAAAACACAAUCACACAAAACAAAAACCUAAAGUAUUGCACUAGAAAAAAGGAAAGUAUGGAAAAACGAAACACUACUCUCGUGUCCGCUAUUGAAAAUAGGAUAGACAGAGAAAAAAAAAAUGUUUGCACACAAUCUUUUGAGGUAAACGUGAACGUGGACGUGGACAUAGACACACUAAAGUUAAUGUUGGAUGUAAGUCAACAGUCAUAGUGGACAGAAACUCAUUUUAGGCUGAAAUAGGAAUACAUGCUAUGAUCUAGACAAAAACUACCUAUGGAGUCUGUCCAAUCAAAACUAAUCUAAUUCAGGCCUUAUACUCGCCCUUAGUGCCAAUUGAACGCCGACUGUAAUCCCUUUGGGUAAUGCCAGCCCUAACACACAUAUACAGAAACACACACACACACACUUAAAUUCACUGCCAUGUCUCUGAGCUGCUGCCAAGAAAUAGUCACAUUUUCUGAAAAGGAGCUAAUUAUUAUAUUUCGUUCCUGCUUUACAUUCCAAAUCAGAAACCAUUACAAUGCCUUACAAGCUCUAGAAACAUUCUAGGACAUCAGUUUGUAUCCAAGUUUGUUAUGUUGUCGUUAGUUGUAUUGAAGUUCACACAGUGUCCCACUAAAGAAAAGUCUUUUGUCUUAUCAUCAGGAGUUCAAAUCCCAACAAUGCCACAGUCAUCCAGAGCCCAAGAGAGUAAACUUUGCCGUGCUCUCUGGAUGGAAGAAAUGGUGUUAAACUCUCCACUAGCUAUUUAGGUCACGUUUUAGAACCUGGUAGCUUUGCUUCUGCGAGCUCGUGUAUGCGGAAGUAAGCAGUUAGCACUUCUGUGUGUUUGUAGCUGCCCUGUGACCUAAGCAUGAGCAGCAUUUCAUGAUAGAUGUGGAGGCUUCAUGUGCCUUGGGGAAGCAUGUGAUAUGAGGCCUUCAUCUUCUCUGAUUGGGAGCUGUUAAUCGACAGGGUUAAACUAGCUAGUAGAUGGGAAUUGGCGAAAUGAGAAAACUGAGGGAAAAAUGAUCCCCCACCUGCACAGUGAACAAGUGCUGAACAAUAGAGAUCAUUUGUGACUGGAACCAGGGGUCACAACAUCCAUAUUCUUUCUUUAGAUUGUCUAGUUCAACAGACUCACAACAACUCACCCCAGAACAUUUUCAACACUACUGGUGUAAUUGUUUUUAUAACAAAACCUAGACACCCUGUCAGUGGGUGGAGCUUGUGUCAAACCUCUGGUUCCUGUCACUACCAUUGUGAACAAUUAUUAUAUGGCGAUUACAAAUUUCUCAAGAAUGAUGAGUUGUUUUUUUUGUUUUGUUUUUUAUAUCAAACCCACCGGAAAGACUCAGUGGACGUCUGCUUUAAUGGCUAGUCGAGACACCCCAUCCUGUCUGUACUGUUUACUCUCCCAGACGGCUGUGUUCCAAGAACGCAAGGCCACACUGUGGAGCAAAAGAGUGUUAUAGUUGUGUGCAGAAGGAGAGGGGUAUGUCACAGCCAUUUCGAUCAGACAUUGCUUCAUCGGCUAUGUUCACGUCCUGUUUAGUCAUUCACAACGUUUAUUAAAGGCAGAAAGCUCAGAGCAUGGCCUCAGACUGUCUCUCACACACACACACACACACACAAACACCUUCCACUGACUGAUUUAAAGGGAAGCCUUGGUUUUAACGCAGGGCAAUCCUAAUCUGCCUUCACAUAGUCAUGCUGAAAUUGUCAUAAAUCAGCUUGUUUUAAACAUCAGUUUAAUUUUUAGCCGCACUAUUCAAAUCACCGAGCUCACAAAAUAACUGGACUGCCUGAUUCUGUGUCUCACUGCAGGGAAGCGUGGUUGCCGUAAGGCGGCCAUGUCAUCAGCGUAGUAGAGGACUAGCAUUGCUAAAAUGAGAAUUAAUGAUGGCGAUGGACUUUUCUUUUCUAAUCAAUGGAAGUGCCUCUGUAUUCCCAUUAUGCAAUUUGUUAAACAUGAAUUCAGGUUAUUUUCUCACAUAUAAGCUAUAGAGGAAGAAAUUUUUAUGUCUGGAGCAAAACAAGUGGCAAGUGACAGCUCACUAAUUACAGACAUCUUUAUAUAUACAGGAGAUAUCCAUAUAUAUUUAUAUAAACAUUUUUUUUGUUCACAUAAUAAGCUCAGUGGCAGUCUAGUUAUUUUCUGAAGUAUGGCAGCAUUUCGAUUAAUAAAUGACUUAUUUUUCAGUAGUACCAGUCUUGAUACCCAGUUAUACACUCAACAUAGGAAAAGCCCAACAAGCAAAGUCCCUGGAAAAUUAAAAAACAAAAAAUUAAAAAAAAAAAAAAAAUAGAAAAUGUAUUUCUAUAGUAAACAGUAUCAGUAGUGUUGAGGAGAAAGAUGUGGCUUUUGAGUUCUUUUGUGUUUGGAUGGGAAGUAUUUGUAAUUGAAAAAUAAUGUAUGUUGAUUGAGCCAUGUGCAAUGCCUUGGGUAGAGAAAUGUGUUCGUCUGUUAGAUUGUUAGAGGGUGUGAUAGAAGAGGGGGAAAAAUACCCUUCUGUUAUUGUUUCAAGUCCAAAUGGUCCGGGACUCUAAACUACAGGGCGGAGAGAAAAAAAAAGUCUUUGUAAGUUUUGGGAGUUUUUUAAUCUUUCUUUCUUUUUUUUUUUUUUUAAAUAGCCUUUUUUCCUUUUUUUUAUGUUUAUUUGUAAUGAUUUGUGCUCAAAACUUGGGAGGGCUGAAGAAACAGUUUUGCAACACAUCAAAAAUAUAUAUAUCACUAAAUGAAACUGGUGCUUUUUAUGGAAUACAGUACAUUCAAACUCUAUUAUACAUAAAUAAAAAAAAAAAACAAGUAAGUGUUAUCAUAACGCAAAAAUUUUAGGAAAAACAUGCAUACUCUAUUUCUUGUUUAGAAUUUAGUAAAGGGGGAGGGGUUCAUUUUAAUUUAAUUAAACAAAAAAAAGGCAUUUUUCUCCCAAAGGAGGGUCUAGUCACAGAGGAUGGAUAAAAUCCAAAUUCACGCAAAGUCCUGAGAAGGAAAAUCUAAAAACAAACAAACAAAAAAAAAAAAGGAUUUAUUGUUUACAAUGUAAAGUUGAGACGGACGAAAUUGCACUAUGUAUUCGGCAGCCAUAAUUCCACACCUUACUAACCAUUAUGAUACAUUACAGUCGAUUCUGUUCGAGACGUUAUCCAGCGAGAAGCUUAGUGCAUUGUUGGCUUUUGUACAUAGAGGUUUCAAACAGAUCCAAGCUGAAUGACAAGAUCUUCCCUUUUCUUGGGAGAUGCUUUUAAUCGACUUGAUCGCCCUUGAAAACAGCAGAAAUUAGACCUUUUCAUCAGUAGCUGUUGUUUUUUUAUCAUUAUUAUUAGCCUCCCUUCUUAUGAUCAGUACUUGUAUGAGCCGAACGUUAUUUUAAUAAACAGAGCUGAAAAUGUUACAAAGUGAACCCCACCCCCUCUCCUAAACCAACACCCCCUCCCGGUCCCAAUGUAAAUUACUCUAAACUCUAAAUAUUUGUUUUGUGAUGUAGUGUUAGACUCAGAGCAUCUUCAAGGUUGUCCCUAAAAAAAGUGCCUUUGUUCACAGACUCCAUCUUGUAAUCCUCAGUGCCCGUUUCAGAAAACCCCCCUUUCAACCCGCUUCUAUAUUCUCUCCUUCUUCAAGCUCUUCAAAGCAGUAUAUAUAGUACUAAAGGAAAUCGGUGUGACUUAGUUUCUCUUUUUAUUGUUGAUGCUAAAAUUGAGAAAAAAAAGAAAAAAAAACAAAAA
Hemibagrus wyckioides is the source of this 6711-nucleotide messenger RNA. It is a transcript of the gene nfixb, whose product is annotated as nuclear factor I/Xb. The transcript is spliced from 13 exons. Bases 864 to 2348 code for a protein of 494 amino acids. Lineage: Eukaryota; Metazoa; Chordata; Actinopteri; Siluriformes; Bagridae. Gene Ontology annotation, molecular function: RNA polymerase II cis-regulatory region sequence-specific DNA binding; DNA-binding transcription factor activity, RNA polymerase II-specific. Gene Ontology annotation, cellular component: nucleus. Gene Ontology annotation, biological process: regulation of transcription by RNA polymerase II. The record is from RefSeq and is a predicted model, not a curated record.